This is a messenger RNA of Ectocarpus siliculosus, 1001 nucleotides long. The record is from the annotation of a GenBank genome assembly. Lineage: Eukaryota; Phaeophyceae; Ectocarpales; Ectocarpaceae.
AUGUUCGACGAGGUUGGGCCGCAGUUUGCUAACAACUUGGUGCAGCAGGAAGGAUGGGCCUACGUCGACGUUCGGGCGGACUACGAGUUCGAGCACGGACGCCCGGCUGGGGCCGUCAAUGUCCCGGCCUUCUUUUCGACGGCGCAGGGGAUGACCGUAAACCCGGACUUCGUCGACCAGAUUGCUGAGAAGUUCCCAGACAAGGCGGCGAAGCUUGUGAUCGGGUGCCAGAUGGGGAGCAGAUCCGCGCAGGCGGCAGGAUGGCUGGAGAAUGCGGGCUAUUCAGGGGUUGUCAACAUGGAAGGUGGAUUCAGCGCCUGGGCCAGAGACGAUAGCCUCCCCGUAGAAGUGUAGUUCUCCUGUAACGCACGCUUCGGCGUGGGAAAACACGAUGAAUUUGGAAUUUUCCCGUGAUGGAAGCCGAGUUCGGGGUUCGGGCAGUGCAUGUCGAGGCUGGCCGCGGACAGGUAGACUACUGCCACAGCAGGAUAAACGUGGUAUACGUUGUCCAGGGUGAUCGUCAAGCGCCUGUGGUAGGAUGGAAUACGACCUCUCCGUGAUGAUGGGAUUACGCUGUCUUGCACUACAAACCCAAAGCGUUGUCGCCUAGCCGUUGGAGUUGCCGUUGUACCCGCACCCGAAAACUGUGCACUUUCCUUUGGCGGCAUUGGCUUUGUGGCGACGCGUACGGGCGUCGGGAUGUCGGCUCUACUCGGGUAUUCGCUCUGUGUCAGGAGCUGUAGUGAAACAGGUGGGCCUUUCGCUUCAGUGGUUGCAGCCCGUGGACUGACUCUGUUGCAUGAUAUCAUGUUCGACUUGUUGACUUGCUUGCAUUGUUCUAGGGAACAGUUUACCCAAGUGCUUAAGAACCUGGUGUUUUUUUUUUUUUUUUCUCGUAGGGGAUCCCUGAGGUUGCUGGAUGAGUGCUGCCGUCAUGAAUGACUUCCAGCGCGACGCGACAACUCGUUGUCGGUCACCGUGUAAACCAAAGAUCUCUCGAC